AUGCCGCCCUGGGCCCUGCGCGACAACGCUUUCGACAAACCGCACUACCGGCUCAACCGGGCAGCCUUAGUAGAGCUCGCAGAAGCAUUAGGCGUCGAGCCCGGAGGGAACGUACACGAGCUCAAGGCAAGGACGAAGCAAGCCCUGUUCGAGCGGAGGGACGAGCUCAUUGAACACCCGUCCUAUUCCGCCCUUUACACGGAGAGAGAGAAGAACGAAUUCCAACAGGGUCGCACCCAAGGAACCGGGGACGAAGGCUCAGACUGGCAAGGCAUAGCGGACUAUCAAGAACCCCGCCUACCCUCCGUCUCGACGCGCUCACAAUCGCGCACGACCGACCAGCGCAUGAGUCUCCGAGGGCGUAGGACACGCUCGGAGGGUCGCGAAAGGGGGACGCAACGCUCGGUUAGGGCCAGGGCGGAAACACGUCCACUCCCGCCCCCAGCAUCGUCAGGGCAUCGGAGCCACGAUCAGGCACUCUCGUCGUCGGAGUACGCCAGCCCUCCACCGGAUGAGCCGGACGACCAGCCAAGUCCAUCUCCUCCGGCCUCACGGCGCCCACAUCAUUCCUUCGCGACGCCCCAGGCGUGGCUCCCUCGACAAUCACGACACGUCGACGAAGCCUUGCCUAUUGACGCUCCUCAUACUCCUGUAACUUCGCGGGGCCGACCGGCGCGUAUCGCCGGAGUCCUCGCGGACGUGAAUUAUUAUGUGAUUCCACAACAAAUCAUUGACAUAUUCGAAAGAGGACAUAAGAAGCACGUACCGCUCCACCAUCUCACGGACGCGGCGUGCAUGGCUCAGGGUAUCGACACGACUGCGAACCUGAGCAACCUUUGGCAGAUCGAAUCCGGGGGCCUAGUCCCGGUUCAGCAGCCGCUCUCUCCGGAAGGGGAGAUGCAGCUCUCGUUCGCGGAGUGGUUGCAGGCCUGGCAGCGUUACCUCCAGCUGUUCGAAGAAUAUCUCCCGCAGGAGUACCAAGACUGGUUUACGCACCACGAGAACAUCCGCUUGCGCCGGGGAGUCAGCAGCGACAACACAUGGCCGGUGUGGCUCGCCUACGACAUCGAGAUCCGCAGGCGCAGGCUCAAUACUCCCAUCGACCCGCGCGAGUACCACCGCGCUAUCUGGGACGACUUGUAUAUCGCCCACCUAGGGAGGAGGAUUCUCCAGCCGCAGCCGCAACAGGCUCAGCUCGCACUGGCGAGUCGCAGACGGGAAUCCGGCGGGGGGACGACAACCGGGCGUGGGCCCCGCAACUCCCUUCCGACGAGAGGUCGGGCCUCCGACCAGACCAGCAGUUCCUUUCGAAGCUGCUUCCUCUGCGGGCGCUACUCCCACCGGACGAAGGAGUGCUUCGCCAAGACGCUCGCGAACGGGAAUCCGAUAUUCAUCGCGAGAACCCAAGACGGAGGCUACGCGGACAAAACGGGGAAACGGUACUGCUUUCACUUCAAUAUGCAAAGGGGCUGCUCAGCCUCCGGCACCUGCGCUCACGGGGAACACCGCUGCACGCUUUGCGGAGACACCCACUCCGCCAGCCUCUGCGUCAUCGCUAGCGCUGGCCGUGACGACCCCGUUCAAAGCAGAUGA
Molecule: messenger RNA, 1593 nt
Organism: Punctularia strigosozonata HHB-11173 SS5
Lineage: Eukaryota; Fungi; Basidiomycota; Agaricomycetes; Corticiales; Punctulariaceae
Exons: 2
Coding region: 1-1593 (530 amino acids)
Source: RefSeq, a predicted model, not a curated record